Octopus bimaculoides (California two-spot octopus) is the source of this 2923-nucleotide messenger RNA. RefSeq names its product hsp70-binding protein 1. The record is from RefSeq and is a predicted model, not a curated record. Lineage: Eukaryota; Metazoa; Mollusca; Cephalopoda; Octopoda; Octopodidae. Gene Ontology annotation, cellular component: endoplasmic reticulum. Gene Ontology annotation, molecular function: adenyl-nucleotide exchange factor activity.
CUAUUAAUUCCACCACCACCUUAUUACUCCCCUUCGUCUUACUAACACUAACAUUAAUAUUACUAACACUAACUAAUACUACUAUUAACACCAGGAACGUUAUUGUGUUAAUCCUCCUCCUUCUUCAGCUUACGUCUAACACCAUCAACAAUAUUACUACCACUGAUACUAUUAUUAAUACAGUAAGCAAUAUCAUUAUUAUUAGUCCUCCUCCUCGUCUAAUACUACUAAUAUGUCCUACCACCAAUGUUACUAUUACAACUCCUACUGCUAGUUUAAGCGGAAGUAUCCAACAAAUAUUGUUGACAGCCGAAUCUACUUGUAACACUGGAAAACAAAGGUGUCUGGAGAGAAAGAUUGAGAGAAGAAAGAAGAGAAAAGGAGGGAAGCGUAGAAUCGCGUGUGUGACUUUACUACGACAUUACUAUAGUAGUAAAGUGAGGUUAUAUAAAUCACUACUCUUACUGCCACCUGAGUGGGCGCCUCCUCCUUUCACACUGAAGUAUAGCUAUUUAUGAUAAGGAUUAUUAAGCGGAGACGUUCUCUCAACUUCGCCUUCUCUCUUUCUCUCUCUCCACUCGAGUGUAACUUCUCCUCCUACUCGGUCAGUUGCCGACUACUACGUUUAGUGUUCAAACCUUUCCCGCAGAAGGAUUCGCUCAUAUACUAGCGCCAACGAUGCCUGGUGAUCAGAGAGAAGAUAGAAUUCCGUCCAACAUGAAGGACUUGCUCAAGUUUUGUAUGGAAAAUACGAAGGCAGAAGAUGCGCCCAGUGCAGGGGCAUCCCAAGUCAAUGAACUGGGAACAGAAGAUCGUGAAUGGCUGGAAGGAGCACUCAAUAGCUUGACUGAGAGUCCUGUUAGGCGUAUGAAAGAAUGUAUCCGUAUUCUAAAGUCUCCAAAUAGUGAAAAUGAAGAUGAUGACAAGGAGGCUGCUCUUGAAGAAUUGCUUGAAUGGUGUGAAUAUAUAGAUUUUGCAAUUGAUUUCUUUAAAAUUGGAGGUUUUGAGAUCCUGCCCAGUCUUCUUCAUGAUCCUAAUUCAGAAUUACGCUGGAGGACACUCGACCUUAUUGCAGCCCUUGUUCAAAAUAACCCAUUCUGUCAGAAGGCAGUAUUAGAUUCUGAGUUACUCAACACAAUGAUGGAUGUAUUGGACAAUGAUUCUACUACCAGUGUCCGUAUCAAGGCAUUGCAUGCUAUUUCAUGUUUAUGCCGAGAAGAACCAUCAGCACAAGAUAAUUUUAUCAAAAGAGAUGGGUUCUCUUACUUGAUGAGAGCUAUGCAAGCUGAUGUUGAAAAGCUCAAAAUAAAAUCUGCUUUCUUGUUGCGGAAUAUUGUUAACCAAAAGCCUGCAGUGAAAGGUUUUAAAAAUUUCGUAUCAAAAUUGAUGAACAGUAAAGUUGCUAGUUACAAAUGUUUGUUAGCUAUUCUUACUGAUCAUCCACGUUCUCUUGAAGACUGUAAACAACCACAGCUGGAAUUUAUUGAAAUCUUACAAGAAAAACUUAAAUCUCUACAUGGAAGAGAUGAAUUUAGAGAAGAGCUUCAGUACACGAAAAAUAUAUUGCAGAUGUUAGGUUCAAGUGGUAGUAACAGUAGCAGUCCUGUUGGUUGUGCAUCAAGUGCAGGAAGGUAAUCUGACUGUGCACUUCACCAUACACACACACACACACACAUGCAUAUAUAUAUAUAUAUAUAUAUAUAUAUAUAUGUGUGUGUGUGUGUGUGUGUGGAGAUGUAUGUAUGUGUGUGCAUACACACCCACACAUAUGCAUGUUUGUAUUUGUAUAUGUUUGUAUGCAUAUAUGUAUCUGUAUGUAACAUAUAUGUAUUAAUGUAUGUUAUAUAUAUAUAUAUAAAUACAUGUGCAUAUAUAUGUAGAGCUAUUUGUGUGUGUAUAAAUACAUGUGUGUGUGUGUAUGUAUGUAUGUAUAUAUGCAUACAGAUGUGCACAUACAUAUAUAUGUGUGUGUGUGUGUGUGUAUAUGGAUUUAAAAAAAAUAUCUGAUUCUCUCCUAUUAUUAAAUCCUGACACAUUUAGCCAACAAAUAUCCCACUGAUGUCUUUGCUGGGAAAGCAAAACCAAUUUGGAAAGACUAUGGAGAAAAAAAAAACUGAAACAACAAACCAACAAAAAAAAAAUGAAAACAACUAAAAAAAAAAACAAUUAUAAAACAUACCAAAAAUAUAUGAACUAUUUAUUUGAAAGGUUGUCAGCACCCCCCUCACUUCCACAUUGUGCAGUUGUUAUUUUUAUUAUUGUCAAUGAGUUUGUUUUCUAAACACCAUUUGUCAUUUCUGGUGAUGCUACUUUGAUUGUUGCCCACACCUCUUUUCUCAAUUUACUGACAAUCUACCUUAACAUUAGAUGCAGUCCACCACACAUACAACUUUUCAAAUUCCCAUUUUAUAUUGGACAUUUUAACUAAUUUGUUUUGUAUUUGAUGCCUGAAUGGCAGUUAUUUAAAUCUUACACACUAUUUGCCAUACAUGUACACUUACAUGUAUGAACUGGUUGUCAAUUAUAACAUAUGAAAGAAAAUUUUCUGAAAACAAAAAAACAAAAAAACAAAAACAAACUGUUCAUUGUCGAAAUAUUAAAUUUUACAUGUUGGACCCUGUAUACUGUUGAAAUAUUGCAGCAUCACCUGGCAUGAUCUUGACUCAAGUUUAUCAGAAGAGUUCCCUUAUCCUUUGCCAUUAGCUACUUUAAACUUUUAUUCCACCUGCUGGCCAGGUGUUUUUAGUAGCUUUCCUUGGGUGAAGACAGUCCGUGUACUAGUCUACUCUUUCUGUUUAACAAUGAGUACACGCAAAUAUAUAUACAUCAAACAAGUAAGCCCAUACAUGCAAACACAUUGUGGUUAUGUUUCUGUGAGCAAACAAUCUUGUUUCAGCCUUGGAAUAAAAUGAAUAUAAACAAA